AAAAAAAUAUUUCUUUUUUUUAAAAAAUCAAAAUUAUUAUCAAAUAUGAUUUCAAAAUUCUUCGAAAAUUUUAAUUACCUUUCUUUGAUAGUGAUCAUAAUAAUAUUUUAUGUAACAUAUUAUUAUUAUAAAUAUUUUAAUCGUAUCAAUCCUUUACCUGGACCAUUCCCAAUCCCAUUCUUUGGAAAUUUACAUCAAUUAUUUAUUUUUCAUGGUGGAAGUUUAAAAGAAUUUUAUAAUUUUAAUUAUAAGAAAUAUGGUGAUAUAUUUGAAGUAUAUUUUGAUACAAGAAGUAUAACUUUAAAUAGUUCAGAACAUAUUGAAAAAAUUUUAUCAGCUUCAACAAGAAAUCCAUAUAUUAUGAAAUUAUCUGAAGAUGAUAGUAAAGGAUAUUAUGAAUUAGGAGUUAUGGGAAAAGGUUUAUUAAUAAAUCAAGAAUUUAAAUCAUGGAGAUAUAAUCGUCAUUUUUUUACACAAGCUAUUUUAUCACCAAAAUUUGUUCAUGAAGCUACUUAUUGGACAUGUAAACUUUUUGAAGAAUUGGAAAGUUAUUGGAAUAAAUUAUAUUUUAAAGGUGAUAAUAAAAAUGUAUUAGAUUUCUCUUUAUGGUCUAAUCAAUUUACAAAUGAUAUGAUUUUUACUUUAUUAACUGGUGAAAGAUCUUAUUCAAUGGCAAGUUAUUUUAAUGAACUUAGUGAUAAUGAAAAAGCUGAACGUCCUUCUGCAUUAAUUGAUGAAACUGUAAAAUUUGUUCAAGCAAUUCGUAAAUAUCUGAUGGGUAUUUUAUUGUUUCAAAUAGUUUCUCCUUUUUUACGACAUUAUUUUCCAUAUUUUAAGAAUAAAUCAGGUGAUAUGAUAGAAAAUUUGAAAUAUUUGAAUCAAAGAUUUGAUUCAAUUAUUAAGAAACGUAGACAAGAAAUUGAAAAUACUCCAUUAGAUAAACCUUUAUCAAAUGAUAUGUUGACAUCAGUAAUUAUUGCGAAUACACCUCGUGAUGUUAAUUAUGAUAAAAAUGUCAAUGAAAAAGAUAUGAGACCUAUGACUGAUAUUGAAAUUCGUGGUAUUAUAUUUGAUGGUAUAGUUGCUGGAACUGAUACUACUGCGAAUACAAUUUCAUACAUUAUCUAUUAUCUUGCACAUAAUCCAGAUGUUAAAAAGAAAAUGUUGAAUGAAAUUGAUAGAAUCUUUCAGGGAGAUAAAACACGUCCAAUUACCGAAAAUAAUUUAAAUAAUUUAAAAUACUGUGAAGCUAUUGCAAAAGAAGUAUCUCGUAUCUUCUCAGUUGUAAAUUCGUUACCAAGAUGUCUUGAAAGACCUGAAGAAAUAGCAGGUUAUCAAUGGCCAGCUAAUACACAUGUUCGAAUUAAUAUUGAUGCUAUUCAUCAUAAUAGUGAAUAUUGGGAAGAACCAGAAAAAUUUAAUCCUGAUAGAUGGUUAGAUGAAGGGUUUGAACCAAAGAAAAAUUCUUUUAUUGCAUUUGGUAAAGGUUUGAGAAUCUGUCCGGGAAGAAAGUUGGCAAUUAUUGAAUUAGUUUGUUUAAUGUCUUUAUUAUAUAGGAAGUAUGAAAUUGAUUUGGUAAAUAAGGAUGCUCCUUUAAAAACCUUAUCUUUUUCUAUAACAGCUUGUACCGAGUUAUUAGUAGAAAUUAGAUUAAGAAAUUAAUAAUUUCACUUUUAUAUUAUUUUUUGUUAUAUUUUUUUUAUACACAUAUGAAUAUGUAUAUUUUUGAUUUUUGAUUUUCGAUUUCUCUA
Molecule: messenger RNA, 1751 nt
Organism: Rhizophagus irregularis DAOM 181602=DAOM 197198
Lineage: Eukaryota; Fungi; Glomeromycota; Glomeromycetes; Glomerales; Glomeraceae
Source: RefSeq, a predicted model, not a curated record